This is a messenger RNA of Mollisia scopiformis, 1193 nucleotides long. RefSeq lists its product as uncharacterized. NCBI's taxonomy places the organism in Eukaryota, Fungi, Ascomycota, Leotiomycetes, Helotiales, Mollisiaceae. The coding region runs from base 397 to 972 and encodes 191 amino acids. The record is from RefSeq and is a predicted model, not a curated record. The transcript has 3 exons.
UGAUUAGAAAUCGUUCCAAUAAGCGUCAAAAUCGGGGUGUGCUGUCAUAUUGCAGGAAAAUGCCUCGAAGACAAAGCGGGCCAUGUCGCUAUGCACUCGUUCUCGGUGCGAUUGAUUAGAAUAUGAAUGAGGUCAGGUUGAGCUGUAUUUGAUUAAAAGUACUGAUAGAGUUGCCUCCAUGUAAGCAAUGUGUGCAGCCAAAGUUAUUCAGCUUCUAACUCGAAACUCUUGAAACACAACUCCCUGGUCCUUUCCCAUGCUUUAGGCUACCUUCUUCCUUGCCCGCGAAGGUGGAUUUCCAUACGACAAGAAUAGCAAGCGGCACAGCGAAAGCCCAAUCCAAGCACCGCAAAGUCGACUCUUCCAACAAAACCCAACAUUUGUGGCCUGUCAACCAUGCAGGUCCGCGGCACGGCACGACCAGCCCCAGCACAGCCCACCCUAACAAGCUCUUCCCCUCUUAUCACAAACCUCACUCAAUUCCUCUCCUCAAACCUCAUUCCAGAAUCAACAAUAUUAGACAUGUCUUCAAUAGUCCACAAGAUCAAAGAAAAAUACGUCUUGACGCGCAGAGGCGCCUACGUAACACGCCGCCCCGACGCAGCAACCAGAACCACAGCCCUACCACCUCCUCCCAAAAAGAGCAAAGUAGCCGAUAAGGAAUCGGUUGUCAAUGAGAGAAAACAAGUCGAAACUAAAUACGAAAGCGACGAUGAAGAUUCAUUAUUAGACGAGAAACGCUUAGAAGCAGACCAAGAAGCGAGCAGUUCGAAGAAGGGCAAGAAGGUCGUUCGGAGGGAUUUCGGGAAUUGGGAUGAAAAGGAGGCCGUUGUGUCGAGGAGGUAUCGGACGAGGAGACAAGUUGUGAAGACGGAGAUGUAUGUGGAGGAGGAGAAAGUUGAGGUUAGCAGGGUCCAGACGAAGGGUUGGUGGACGAGGACGAUGACUGCUUGUAUGCCGAGUGAAGCAUGAUGAGUAGACGGCUCAGACAUGAGUGAGACUGGGGAAUCAGCGUUCUGGUUUUAUUCUUCGGGUGUCUGUUGGGCGUGACAAGGUAGAUAUGAUCACCACGAUGAGGAUUGCAGUUUGGAAAUUUAUACCAACUAGAUCAAUAAGUUUCAUCACACUGGGUCAGCUGUACGUGCUUCGAACAAGUAUACGAAGAAUAAACUCGAAGCGUAUCAUGUCGUGCG